AUGAGAAAGUUCAUCAGCAAGGCUCGCGAUGAGCUGGACAAGGUUCUCGAUGAGCCCAGUGGGAAGCAGCAUGCGAAUGGCUCACAUCCUGGCUAUGGUCAGAACGGUUACGGGAGUGACUACGGGUACAGCAACGGCGGACUUCAGAACCAAGGGUACCAGAACGGGGAAAGUCAAAGUGGCCCUUACGCACACACGCCACCUGGCCAGCAAGGAGGAUACAACCACUACGCGCCUCCUCCGGGUCCGCCUCCAGGCGCCCAUGGUGGUUUUCAGAAUCAACACCAACCCUACGGCCCCCCACCUCCCCAAGUUCGAUAUGGAGGCCAUCAGCCUCCAUGCCAGAGCAGUCAGGGACCUCCCAUGGGUUUUGCACCCCCUGGCGGCCGCGGCAGCAUGCCAUUCCCUCAGAAGGUUGUCAUGUGGUCGCGCAUGUCUAGCUCGGGCGAGACCUACAUCUUGGUCGGCCCUGCUCUUGGGGAGCCUAGUCAUGCCGGCAGAAUCCCCUCGCUUACGGGCAAACUUACCGUCACAGGAGGAGGGCACAAGGAGAAAGGGCCUCUUCUUGGUGAAGCCAAAGACUCUGGUCUCAGCGGUUCUUCAGCCCAAAUCACGUUGGCCGACGGUUCCUCUUAUGCCGUCAAGAAGAGCGGCAUGAGCUCCAUCGGCAACCUCUCCUACACCUUUACCGUGCCAGUCGACCGGGGCGGCCAGGAGACAUUCCAGUGGAAGACUAUGGACUCUGGAUUCAAGGACAUGAUGCACGGCAAGUCGGGAUAUAUCCUCAGCCGACCGGGAGACCUGGACAAUCCUGUCGCGACGUGGACGGACUACGGGGGCAUGGGUCUGCACACAAACUCCGAAAUGGGCACGAUUGAAUUUGUCGGGCAGGGCGCGACGGGCGAGCUCGGCAGCACGUUUGCAAUCGUGACUGUGCUGUCCAUGAUGAAAGCAAAGCAAAAGGCGGCCGAAAAGGAGAUUGUGAAUGCUAUUGCGGGUGAGAUCUAA
Messenger RNA from Emericellopsis cladophorae, 1008 nucleotides. RefSeq lists its product as uncharacterized. The record is from RefSeq and is a predicted model, not a curated record. Bases 1 to 1008 code for a protein of 335 amino acids. Lineage: Eukaryota; Fungi; Ascomycota; Sordariomycetes; Hypocreales; Bionectriaceae. The transcript has a single exon.